Messenger RNA from Ailuropoda melanoleuca (giant panda), 1882 nucleotides. RefSeq names its product mitochondrial ribosomal protein L9 (gene MRPL9). Gene Ontology annotation, cellular component: ribosome. Gene Ontology annotation, biological process: translation. The transcript is spliced from 7 exons. Gene Ontology annotation, molecular function: structural constituent of ribosome. NCBI's taxonomy places the organism in Eukaryota, Metazoa, Chordata, Mammalia, Carnivora, Ursidae. The coding region runs from base 45 to 815 and encodes 256 amino acids. The record is from RefSeq and is a predicted model, not a curated record.
GCCGGCGCCGGGGUUCUCCUCCACUCUCCCUCGGCGCUGGGAACAUGGCGGUGGCCGCGGGGAGAGUCCUGCUGCGAGGAACCGUGCGGGGGCUGCUGCUCCCCCGACUCGCAGGGGGCACCCCCGGCCCGGAGCGCGACUUCAGCCUCUCUCACUAUCGGGGCACGGUCAUCGUGGAGCGCUGGUGGAAGGUGCCGCUGGCCGGAGAGGGCCGGAAGCCGCGCCUACACCGGCGACACCGGGUCUACAAGCUGGUAGAGGACACGAAACACGGGCCCAAAAGCAACCUGGAGCUCAUCCUCACGCAGUCGGUGGAAGGACUUGGAGUCCGGGGUGACCUGGUCUCAGUGAAGAAAUCUUUGGGCCGGAAUCAACUACUGCCUCAAGGUCUGGCUGUGUAUGCGUCCCCUCAAAAUAAGAAACUGUUUGAGGAGGAGAAACUGCUGAGACAAGAAGGAAAAUUAGAGAAGAUCCAGACCAGGGCAGGUGAGAUGACAGUGAAAUUUCUGAGAAGCUGUCACCUGGAGGUGGGGAUGAAGAACAACGUCAAAUGGGAACUAAACCCUGAAAUAGUUGCCCGCCAUUUCUUCAGAAAUCUUGGUGUUGUGGUUGCCCCACAUGCAUUAAAGUUACCAGAAGAGCCCAUUACGCGGUGGGGCGAGUACUGGUGCGAGGUGACGGUAAAUGGACUUGACACGGUGAGGGUACCUAUGUCUGUGGUGAACUUUGAGAGGCCCAAGACCAAAAGAUACAAGUACUGGUUAGCCCAGCAAGCCGCCAGGGGAAUGGCCCCCCCCAGCUCCCAGAGGAUCUGAACCUUCUCUCCCUCAGAAGCAGAAGAGCAGAGUCAGAGGAGCAGCGGAGCACGAAUGGGCCAGCACCCCGAUACCACUCCCAGCUCUGACCAAAUAAUGGAGUUUUAGAGAGCAUGUGGGGACGUGGGCCUGAGCUGCACAGCCACGUUGAAUCCUCCAUGUCUCGCACCUCCGACUUGGCUUGUUACCGUAUCUGGCCUUACUGGGCCGUCCUGCUCAAGGGGUGUCAGGCUGUAGAUUUGAUAAGCUGCGUAUUAACAGAUGUAAACCGUCCAGAUCGUAUUGAGCCUGGAAUUUGCUGGAACAAAGGGAAGAGCUAGCCACUGUCUCCAGUACUGGUCUCGUUCUCAUACAAACUGAACAUUUAUAUCUCAAGAGGAAAUAAAGAGGUGGUGCUGUUCUUAUUUUUUGUUUUUUAUGACAGUGAUACGGUGUGCACUACAGUUACUUUUAGGCAGUUAUGAUUUAAUACGCACCUUUAUGUUUACAUUUCUCUCAACUACAAAUGGUGCUGUGUAUGGUCUUUAAGAGUUUGUGUGCACGUUUUGAUAAAUUUUAAUUUCUUUUUAAUUUUCACAAUUUUCUGAUUGUAGCAUACAUGAGACACCAUGUUAUGUUAGUCUCAGCUGUAGGGCAUAGUGAUUGGAUAAUUCUGUACGUUCUCCUGGGCUUACCCAAGUAUGGCUGCCAUGUGCCACCAUGCAGUGCUGUUGGUACAGUAUCACUGACUAUAGAGCUUGUGUUCUUUUUAGAUGUUGUUUACCAGGCUUGAGUAGACUGGGGAUAGGACCUCCAAGUAGGUUGUUCUUUUGAGCUGCUGGGGUUUGGUGCUAAAAAGGAAGAAGAAGAAGAGCAUUUGUAGGCUACAACCCAUGGGUGCUGUGGGCAUAGUACUUAACAAGCUGAUAUGUCUUCGGUCUUAAGAGUUAUUUUUGUUAGGUAUAUUGAUAAAGUCAUGAGUAUGAAUAAGCAUAAUGGAUGCUACUUUUCUAAAGGGAUCCAAAUAAGGCCUAAGGGUAUAAUUGUUGGGAGAAAAUGAAGCUGAGAUUAAAGAAAUUUAAGGAGAA